AUGCUCGCAGAAGAGGUUUACGUUCAAGCGCCGAACGUGCGGUACACGCCCGACUACAUAGAAGCGGACGUCGACUACGAAACGAAUGCCGUGCGUUUGGAGCGAAACAGUGGUCGUGCGAUUGUGCGGCCUUUAUCGGUCAAGUAUACUUUCCGCACGCAGCGUCGUGUACCGAGGGUGGGUCUUAUGCUGGUGGGCUGGGGUGGCAACAACGGCAGUACCGUCACUGGUGCAGUCAUUGCGAACCGCGAGGGCAUCACCUGGCGUACGAAGCACGGCAUUCAGACUCCGAACUAUUUCGGCUCUCUAACACAGUCCGCCACCGUUCGGCUGGGUAGUCUUUACGAAAGCGACGGGCGAUUUGAGGAGGACGUAUUUGUGCCUUUGCGCGCCCUAUUGCCGAUGGUGAAUCCCAACGACCUGGAGAUUGGUGGCUGGGAUAUCUCCAGUGCGAACCUCGCAGAAGCGAUGCGUCGCGCGCAAGUACUUGACUACGAUCUGCAGCUGCAGCUCGAGCCGUACAUGGCCCCUUUGAAACCUUUACCAUCGGUGCUGUAUGGGGAUUUCAUUGCGGCGAACCAGGCGUCACGUGCCGACAAUCUGAUCCCGGGCACCAACAAGUGGGAACAUUUGGAGAAAAUCCGCGCAGAUAUUCGCGCUUUCAAAGCCGAGAGGAACGUGGAAAAGGUCAUCGUGCUGUGGACGGCCAACACGGAACGCUACGCUACUGUCAUGGAGGGGGUGAACGAUACCGCGGAGAAUCUUCUGCACGCAAUUGCUGCGAGUCACUCGGAGAUAUCGCCGAGCGCGCUAUUUGCCACAGCAUCAAUUCUGGAAGGCUGCUCGUUUAUUAACGGUUCUCCGCAGAACACGUUUGUGCCCGGGGUUAUCGACCUCGCUGUGCAACGUGACGUCUUUAUUGGUGGCGAUGAUUUCAAAUCGGGUCAAACAAAGCUGAAAUCAGUUCUCGCUGAUUUUCUGAUCGGUGCCGGUAUCAAACCCCUCUCGAUAGCCUCCUAUAAUCAUCUCGGUAAUAAUGAUGGAAAGAAUUUAUCGGCACCGAGCCAGUUUCGUAGCAAGGAAAUAUCCAAGUCAAGCGUUGUGGAUGACAUGGUUGCCAGUAACGGGGUUCUCUACAGGCCCGGUGAGAGUCCGGACCAUUUAGUUGUCAUCAAGUAUGUGCCGGCGGUUGGCGAUAGCAAACGUGCGCUCGACGAGUACGAAAGCGAAAUCUUCAUGGGCGGACGGAACACCAUUGUCGUUCACCAGACCUGUGAGGACUCGCUUCUAGCGGCGCCACUUAUCCUCGACCUGACCAUUCUCGCAGAGCUUGCAGAGCGUAUUGAGAUGAAGAGAGCCGAUGAGGAAAAAUUUGAGCGUUUCCAUCCCGUGUUGUCGCUACUGAGCUAUUUCCUCAAGGCACCCGUUGUGCCAGAGGGCACUCCUGUGGUGAAUGCGCUAGCACGUCAGCGCCUCUGCAUCGAAAACAUUCUCAGAGCUUGCAUCGGACUUGCACCAGAAAACGAGAUGCGUUUGGAGCAUAAGCGGCGGCCCCGCUCGCUUGUUGAACGAAAGCUGCUCGUGCCCAACUAG
Cyanidioschyzon merolae strain 10D is the source of this 1593-nucleotide messenger RNA. Its product is annotated as myo-inositol 1-phosphate synthase. Lineage: Eukaryota; Rhodophyta; Bangiophyceae; Cyanidiales; Cyanidiaceae. Gene Ontology annotation, cellular component: cytoplasm. Bases 1 to 1593 code for a protein of 530 amino acids. The record is from RefSeq and is a predicted model, not a curated record. Gene Ontology annotation, molecular function: inositol-3-phosphate synthase activity. The transcript has a single exon. Gene Ontology annotation, biological process: inositol biosynthetic process; phospholipid biosynthetic process.